Molecule: messenger RNA, 399 nt
Organism: Paramecium sonneborni
Lineage: Eukaryota; Ciliophora; Oligohymenophorea; Peniculida; Parameciidae
Source: the annotation of a GenBank genome assembly
AUGGAAUAAUUAUAUUAAGGAAGUUGUCAUUGUUAAAAGGUUCAAUUUGAAUUUUCAGGACCUCUUGAAAUGGAAGUAAUCAGAUGCCAUUGUUCAAUUUGCAAAAUGAAACAAAAUCAUCAUGUUUUGAUUCACGAUUCUAAAUUUAAGUUAUUAACAAGUAUGGAAGAACUUAGUCUCUAUACAUUCAAUACAAAGCAAGUAUAUUUAAUUUAUUUAAUAUCUUAGGCUAAGCAUUACUUUUGUAAAACUUGUGGAGUAUAAUCCUUUUUUUAUCCAAGAUUCAAUCCUAAUAUGAUAGCUAUUACUAUCUAUUGUGUUUAAAUACCAUCCAAUGUUAAGUUGACAUAUGUGACUUAAGGACUUGAAUAAUCAAUUAAAGAAACUAUUAAACAAUGA